AUGCCGCAGCAAACACAGGCCUGGGUCGUGGACGAACUGAACGGCCCCUUCGUUCUCCGCGAUGUCACUCUGGACGACCCCCUCGAAGAUGAGGUCUUGAUCGAAAUGGUGGCGAGUGGUAUCUGUCACACGGACCUCCUCGUUGCUAGCGGUCAUCUCCCCGAUAACAAGUUCCCUGUUAUCCUCGGCCACGAGGGUGCAGGCUACGUCGUCAAGGCUGGCGCGAAGGCCGGGCGUCUCCAGCCGGGUGAGCUCGUGCUUCUCUCCUUCGCCUGCUGCGAAGACUGCGACCCCUGCAAGACUGGGGCGACGUAUGCUUGUGACACUUGGACACCGAUCAACUUCCUCAAGCAGCGUGCCAGCGGCAACCCCGCUGUCGGCGUUCUUGGCGAUGGCAACCUGAAGGGCAAGCCAGUCGAAGGCUCUUUCUUCGGCCAGUCGAGCUUUGCCCGCCAUGCGCUGGUGAAGGAGUCGUCCUGUGUCGUCGUGCCAAAGGGCACCGACGUCAAGACUCUUGCUCCCCUUGGCUGUGGACUGCAGACCGGUGCAGGAGGUGUCUUCAACGCCGCCAACGUUCAGCCCCACAACACCGUCCUUGUCAGCGGCCUCGGUGGCGUCGGAAUGGCUGCGCUUUUCGCCGCCGCCUCGAUUGGUGCCAAGACUAUUAUUGUCGUUGACAUCAACGAGGAGCGUCUCAAGCUGGCGAAAGAGCUCGGGGCUACCCAUGCGGUCAACCCAAAGUCUCUUUCUGGAACGACGACGCCAGAGGAAGCCCGCCGACUAACCGACGGGCGUGGCGUCGACUUUGUUAUCGAGUGCACAGGACACCCGGCAGCAGCCAAGGACGCCUUCUUGUCGCUUGGGAUGCGCGGCCGUAUGGUGCAGAUUGGCUCUUCUCCCGGAGAGCUCAGCGUCGGCUUCAACGACAUUCUGCUCGGUCUCCGCAGCAUCGAAGCAUGCGUUGAAGGAAACGACUCUCCGCACCGUCUCGUUCCUCGUCUGGUCGAGCUUCACAAGCAGGGCAAGUUCCCGGUGGACCGUAUCGUCAAGACCUAUCCUUGGAAGGAGAUGCACCAGGCGCUCGAAGACAUGCACUCGGGCAAGGUCAUCAAGCCGAUCCUCGUGUUUGACCAGUAA
Apiotrichum porosum is the source of this 1137-nucleotide messenger RNA. RefSeq lists its product as uncharacterized. The coding region runs from base 1 to 1137 and encodes 378 amino acids. The transcript has 7 exons. Lineage: Eukaryota; Fungi; Basidiomycota; Tremellomycetes; Trichosporonales; Trichosporonaceae. Gene Ontology annotation, molecular function: oxidoreductase activity; zinc ion binding. The record is from RefSeq and is a predicted model, not a curated record.